CAGCUGACCGGCUCCGGUCAUAUGACCGCGUCUUCCUUUCACCUAAGAGGAAAAGCCGUGAGUAAUAACUGAGCGCGGUAGUGGUCAUUGGAGAGGUUUGGUUGGUAAGCGGCGAGUAUGGCCUGGACCAAGUACCAGUUCUUCCUGGCUGGCCUGAUGCUCAUCACAGGCUCCAUCAACACCCUUUCUGCUAAGUGGGCUGACAAGCUGAGUGCACCAGGCUGCAAUGGCACAGACACACACUACUUUGAGCAUCCCUUCCUUCAGGCAGUGGGCAUGUUCCUGGGGGAGUUCUCCUGCCUGGCCGCUUUCUACCUCCUGCUCUGCAGUGACCGGCGGAAGCCAGAGCCCACCAUGGCACCACCUCAGCCCUUUAACCCGCUGCUUUUCUUGCCCCCAGCACUCUGUGACAUGACGGGGACCAGCCUGAUGUAUGUGGCUCUGAACAUGACCAGUGCCUCCAGCUUUCAGAUGCUGCGAGGGGCUGUGAUCAUCUUCACGGGGCUGCUCUCGGUGGCCUUUCUCAGGAGGAAGCUGGCCCUGAGCCAGUGGCUGGGUAUCCUGGUGACCAUCCUUGGGCUGGUGGUAGUCGGCCUGGCAGACCUGCUGAACAACAACGACCAGAAGCACAAGCUGAGUGAAGUCAUCACAGGGGACCUUCUCAUCAUCCUGGCUCAGGUAAUUGUUGCCAUCCAGAUGGUGCUGGAGGAGAAGUUUGUCUACAAGCAUGAUGUUCACCCUCUGCGGGCUGUUGGCACUGAAGGCUUCUUCGGAUUUGUCAUCCUUUCCCUGCUCUUGGUGCCCAUGUACUACAUCCCAGGGGGCAGCUUCAGUGGCAACCCACGGAAAGUGCUCGAAGAUGCUAUUGACGCCUUCUGUCAGAUUGGCCACACACCCCUCAUUGUUGUGGCCCUGCUGGGCAACAUCAGCAGCAUCGCCUUUUUCAACUUUGCCGGCAUUAGUGUCACCAAGGAGAUCAGUGCCACCACCCGGAUGGUGCUCGACAGCUUACGCACUGUGGUCAUUUGGGCAGUCAGCUUAGCUGUUGGCUGGGAGAUCUUCCAUGGACUACAGAUCCUGGGGUUCAUCAUCCUCCUAGUUGGUGCUGCUCUCUAUAAUGGUCUGCACCAGCCACUCCUUGCCCGCCUGCCCUGGGGGAGGGCACCAGCAGAUGCCCCUGGCACAGAUGCAGACAGAGAGGGCCUCUUGGCUGCAGAUGGGGCUUCCGUUAAUGGAGAUAGCUGAUAGCAAUGGAACCCUUACAGCGCUGGAACUUUGCUGAACUUCUGUCAAACGGAUUAGCCAGUAUUGCUGGGCCAUGCAGGCUUGGAACAUCAAACUGGUCAUGAGACUGACUUGGUACAUUUGGAUAUGCCUUACUUUGGAUCAACAUUUCACCUUUAAUGUGAUGGUGUCACUGCACCAUCUGGCCAUUGUGUUCAUUUUGGUCCUUUGCCGUUUCCUUAGCAACCAAAGGCAGUGCCUUUGCUGCUUAGGAUUCCAGAAGCAGAUAGAAGCUACCUUUUAUUUUUUCUAGGUGGUUGCUUCUAGGCCACCCACGUGGAAUCAUAACUCCUAGGCAGAUGCCCAUUGUUUAGUGUGGGUUGAUCAGUAGGUUCAGUAAGCCUUCAUAUUCACCCCCUAAUGUAACAUCAAUGUAACAUUAAUAGUCCUUUAACAUAAAAAUUACCUGGGUUUUUUCUGCUGAA
Molecule: messenger RNA, 1709 nt
Organism: Heteronotia binoei (common prickly gecko)
Lineage: Eukaryota; Metazoa; Chordata; Lepidosauria; Squamata; Gekkonidae
Gene: SLC35F6
Product: solute carrier family 35 member F6
Exons: 6
Coding region: 118-1245 (375 amino acids)
Biological process (GO): transmembrane transport
Cellular component (GO): membrane; intracellular membrane-bounded organelle
Molecular function (GO): transmembrane transporter activity
Source: RefSeq, a predicted model, not a curated record